UUUGCCACAUAGUUUUUAAGGUUACAAAUCAAUCAAAACUAUCACUAAUUAAUAAUUAAAUAUAAAUAAUAACAAUAAUAAUGAGUGCGAAAUUUAUUUUACUGGAAACAAUUGAUAUUUUUGGAAUUUUUCCUCACUAUCAAACUCUACUCGGUGCAUUUUUGGUGCUGUGGUUAAUUUGGUUGUUUGCAAAACGUCGUUUCAAUGCCGCGAGUUCAUCAAAGCAUCCAACCGACGAAGAAGUCCAAGCAAAAUUAUCAACCUGGCAUCCGGAGCCUCUGAUAGCAGAGUCACCGGCUCACCCGUCACUGAAAACUAGACUGAUAUCAUCAGUGUCCGGGAAGCGGAUCAUCGUCGACGGUAAAGAUUGUCUUAACUUAGGAAGUCAUAAUUAUCUAGGUCUACUGGGUGACGAACGUAUUAAAGAAAAAGCGACCGCGACAGUUCAAAAAUAUGGAGUCGGUUCAUGCGGUCCCCGGGGAUUUUACGGUACCGUCGACGUACACCUCGAACUGGAGGAACGUCUUGCUAAAUUCAUGGAGGCAGAAGAAGCCAUUGUCUACUCCUACGGCUUCAGUACGAUAGCAUCAGCAAUUCCUGCUUACUGCAAACGCAAAGACAUUGUUUUCGCAGAUGAAAAAGUCAACUUCGCCAUACAGAAAGGUCUAGAUGCUUCAAGAUCACCGAUACGUUACUUCAAGCACAACGAUGUCGAGGACUUGGAACGUCUGCUGAUGGAACAAGCGGCUGUUGAUAGGAAGGAUACCAAGAAGGCGAGUAAAAUAAGAAGAUUUUUGAUUGUCGAGGGAAUUUACAUCAACACUGGACUCGUUUGUCCACUUCCUGAGCUGGUGAAACUCUGCAGGAAAUAUAAAUUACGUAUUUUUGUUGAUGAAUCCAUUUCAUUUGGUACUUUGGGAAAAACUGGUAAAGGUGUUACUGAAUAUUUUGGAGUUCCACGUCAUGAAGUUGAUAUGAUUAUGGGUUCACUGGAAUGGGCAAUAGGUUCAAUUGGAGGCUUCUGCGUUGGCUCGACAUUCGUCAUUGAGCACCAGAGAUUAUCAGGACUCGGUUACUGUUUCUCAGCAUCACUGCCACCGUUGCUGACAGCAGCAGCAAUAAAGUCUCUAGACAUAAUGGAGGAGGAUCCUGGAGUCUUUGAAAAACUCAAAGACAAUUGUCUGGCGAUCCAGGAAAAACUGAAGAGGCUCAAGCAUUUCGAGGUCUCGGCACUGCCAGAGUCCCCGGUGAAACACUUGUUCCUGAAAAAUACUUUCGCUAGAGCUGAAGAGCAGAAGCUGCUCAGCCAAAUCAGCGACAGAUGUAUUGAUAAUAAUCUGGCGGUGAUACCGCCGGUUUACUUGGAAGCUGAACGUCAACUUCCUCGUCCUAGUUUGCGUUUAUGCGCAUCAAGUAAUUUUGACAGUAACGACAUUGAAUUCAUUUUUGACACUUUGGAAAAGUGUUCAAAAGAAAUUUUAGAUUAAUUAUUUUUACUCUUAUAAACUCUUGACAAAGCUUGAAAUUAUUUCGGGCUUGUUCCAAUCAAUAGACAAAUUUGUUACAAAAAAAAUCGAACAAUUUAUCAAUCAGAAAAUUGCAUAUCAAUUAAAUAGAAUAAAAUUAACGAGUGUGAAUGUAGCAGACAUCAGACAAAUUUAAAAUGAUCGAUAUAGAGAGUAAAUAAUUAAGAAAAAAUAUUUAUGAAAAAUGCAGUUAUUGAUUUUUAAAUUUUCUACACGCGCAUUUUUUAAAAAUUUUAUUGUAUUAAUUAUUUACUCUAUUGAUAAUUUUAAAUUUGAUGUCUGCUACAUUCACAAAUAAAAUUACACGCCAGUAUUUUUUAUAGACAUUAUAAUUUAUGUAUUCAAAGUAA
Messenger RNA from Microplitis demolitor, 1876 nucleotides. It is a transcript of the gene Spt-I, whose product is annotated as serine palmitoyltransferase 1. The record is from RefSeq and is a predicted model, not a curated record. Gene Ontology annotation, molecular function: serine C-palmitoyltransferase activity; pyridoxal phosphate binding. Gene Ontology annotation, cellular component: endoplasmic reticulum. Gene Ontology annotation, biological process: ceramide biosynthetic process; sphingosine biosynthetic process. The transcript is spliced from 2 exons. Bases 81 to 1487 code for a protein of 468 amino acids. Lineage: Eukaryota; Metazoa; Arthropoda; Insecta; Hymenoptera; Braconidae.